AUGAAACUGAUGCAGACCAGUUUCCUGUUGAUCACGAAGAUCAUGGUAUACAUGAAUUUGAUCCCCGCCGAUUUCAGCUCCGGCUUCGAGUCGCCGACUAGAGAUUCUGCGCUUGAAAUGGAAGCUCCUACCGAGGAACAUGUGCAGGAAUUGCUGGAGCAUGCCUUUCCUAACGGAUUGAAAUUGGAGAUAAUUGCAAACACAUUUCGAUGUACCGAGGAUCAAAUACUGGAGUUUCUGACUCAGCUGAAAGAAAAAGGAUUGGUCAAAUGCUUGGAGAGUGGCCAUUGGGUGAGAAUCGAUAGAGCUGCUGAAUUUGGUACGUCAUUUUUGCCAAAGAGUAUCGAUUUAACAGAUGCACUGUUGCACUAG
Soboliphyme baturini is the source of this 372-nucleotide messenger RNA. Lineage: Eukaryota; Metazoa; Nematoda; Enoplea; Dioctophymatida; Soboliphymatidae. The record is from the annotation of a GenBank genome assembly.